UUACUCUUUCGCCCAAUAUUUACACGAUUUACUGCACACUUUACCUUGAGGUGUUCUGUGAUUCUGCGUCCUUCUUUGCUUCAGUUAUAACAAAAAUGAAACUCGUCACGCUUCAGCGUGUGUCGGAAUCCUGCUGUGCCCGGCGCGAAGCGGCCGUUCAAUGAUGUCGGCGACGAGCUUAUUUUGUUAACGCGGACCAAUGGUUGGAGUCAUGCGUGAGCCUGAGCUGGACGAUGACUCCAGUCAUCUACCGGACUGGAAGUUGCCGCUGGCAUUCAGCGAUGCUCGACACGGGUCUGAGCCCUGCGAAAGCAUCCCUACACAGACGUGGCGGAUGAAAGAGCGGAUGAAAACAGUCAGCGUGGCUCUUGUGAUGUGCCUAAACAUUGGUGUGGAUCCACCAGAUGUGGUCAAGACGCAACCGUGUGCACGACUUGAGUGCUGGCUAGACCCACUGCAGUCACCCCCACAGAAGGCUCUGGAGAGCAUCGGAGCUGCACUGCAGAAACAGUAUGAGCGGUGGCAGUCACGUGCUCGCUACAAGCUCAGCCUUGAUCCCACCGUGGAGGAGGUCAAGAAGCUUUGUUCCUCACUAAGGCGCAACUCCAAGGAGGAUCGUGUCCUCUUCCACUACAAUGGCCAUGGUGUGCCCAAGCCGACCAUCAAUGGUGAAAUCUGGGUCUUCAACAGGACAUACACGCAAUACAUCCCGCUGUCCAUGUAUGACCUGCAGCAGUGGAUGGGUGCGCCGUCCAUUUACGUGUACGACUGCUCUUCUGCGGGUCUCAUCCUCGAGUCGUUCAACAAGUUUGCCAUCCAGCAUGAGCGCGAGUUCGAGAUCUCGCUGGGCAGCGUCAAGGGGCAGGCGCCACCCUGCUACCGGAGCUGCAUCCAGCUCGCUGCUUGCCGCCAGCACCAGGUGCUGCCGAUGAACCCAGAGUUGCCAGCGGACUUGUUCACAUCAUGCCUGACAACGCCCGUGCAAAUGGCUCUCAGGUGGUUUGUGCUGCAGAAGGCAAGCCGGCUAGUGCCCGGUGUGACGCUUGAGCUGCUGGAGCGAGUGCCAGGCCAGCUGCACGACCGGCGCACCAUGCUGGGCGAACUGAACUGGAUCUUUACAGCCAUCACUGACACCAUCGCGUGGAACGUGUUGCCCAAGGCACUGUUCCAACGCCUGUUCCGACAGGACCUGCUGGUUGCGAGCUUGUUUCGCAACUUCCUGCUGGCAGAACGGGUGAUGCGUGCCUACGACUGCCAGCCCGUGUCACAGCCCGCACUGCCGCCGACCUUCCAGCACCCCAUGUGGCAAGCCUGGGACCUGGCACUGGACUUGUGCCUGGCACAGCUGGCACGAGUCCAGCAGGGGCACCCCUUUCAGCACUCGCCCUUUUUCGCCCAGCAGCUGACGGCCUUCCAGGUGUGGCUGACCUUUGGCUCGGAGCAGUCGGCCCCACCCGAACAGUUGCCCAUCGUCCUGCAGGUGCUGCUCAGCCAGAUCCAUAGGGUCCGGGCGCUCGACCUCCUGGGCAGGUUCCUCGACCUGGGGCCCUGGGCUGUCAACUUGGCUCUGUCAGUGGGGAUCUUCCCGUACAUCCUGAAGCUGCUUCAGAGCUGUGCCCGGGACCUUCGGCCACUCCUCGUUUCCAUCUGGGCCAAGAUACUGGCUGUCGACCAGUCGUGUCAAGUGGACCUCGUUCGAGACAAUGGCCAUCGCUACUUCCUUAGUGUCCUGUCAGACCUGUCCAUGCCGCCAGAGCAUCGAACCAUGGCUGCCUUUGUCAUGUCAUGCAUCGUGGCCAACUACCCCAGCGGACAGGAAGCAGCUUUGAAAGGCAAUGUCAUAGCCCUCUGCACGGAGCAGCUGACGGACAACCACCCGCGACUUCGCCAGUGGCUUGCCAUCUGUCUUGGCCGCACUUGGAACGGCUACACGGCUGCUCGUUGGUGCGGCAUCCGGGACAGUGCUCACGAGAAACUUAGUACCCUACUUGCAGACCCUGUGCCAGAGGUGCGAGCUGCUGCGGUGUUUGCACUCGGCACCAUACUCAACUGCCCUGCCAAGCGCACUGACCAUGCCGACACCAUCGACCACAACAUCGGCAUGACCCUCAUCUCAUCAGUGGCCAAUGAUGGCAGCCCAAUGGUCCGCAAGGAGCUGGUGGUGGCAUUGCAGUGGCUUCUCUUCGUGUUCGAGACCCAGUUUGUGGCUGUCGCGUACCAGUACCUCGAGGAAGAGACGUCCAAGGAGGCUGUCCACGCUGCGACCUCGGGUAACCUACUGAGUCCUGCCAGUGCAGAGACCACACCACUUGGCAUGAAGAAGGUGGCAUCGCGAGACCGGCUCAAGCUGUUGCCCAUCACUGGAAACCUGCUGUCGGGUGCCGCCGUGGUGGAGGGUCUGCCAGAGCCCCCGCCCGUGUUACUGGCCCAGCAGCAGCAGCAGCAGGCGCCCGUACAGGAGAAGAUGCGGCGUGUCUCUUCCAGCACGUCCAUCUGCAGCCUCGGCAGCAUCCUGGGCAGCUAUGGUAGCGUCUACAGUCAGGUGUGGCGUGCGCUGGUCACCCUGGGCAACGACCCACACCCCGAGGUGGCUGCCAUGGCCCGCCUGCUGCUCAAGGCCUACCGUGACAAGGCGCAGUCAAGCUUUGAAGCCAAGAAGUGCCGGAAAAGCUCUGUAUGCCACUCGGAGCCAUCAUCGCCUUCGGGAAAGAUCAGCUACCUGUCAAGUGAGUCUCCUCCACCGACCUCUAUGAACCUGAGCCUGCGACCACCGGUGCAGACGCCCACUCGAAGCCACCAGUUCCAGCAUACAGCUCACUUCAGUCGGUCACGCAAGAUCUUCGACCGAGGCCCCGAUGUGCCUGCACCGGUGGCAGAGGAUGACACGGAAGAGCAGCUCAAUGCGCGCAUCUCAUCGCCCCUGGUGACAACAGGCUUUGUGGACUGGUGCUCCCGAUACUUCACCCGUCCACUCAACAAGGUUUCACAGGCCUCCGACUCUGAAAGCAUGGAGCACCAACAGCGGGAGUGGAGGUUUCUGCGUAAUGCACGGAUAAGGGCGGCUGCGCAGGCUGAACGUCGGAAAACCGCAACUGGAGCGCGCCUGGACGAGCAGGUGUUCUACAGCCGGUGCCCCAGCGUUCCUACCUGCCUAGCCUUUCACCCACACGAAGCAGAGCUCUGUGUUGCCAAUAGGGAUUCCUAUAGUCUCUGGGAUGAUCACGGGAACCUUCAGAGCUGCCACAUGAACGAGAAUCCCGCACAGACGCGCAUCACGGCUAUGACCUACCUAAAUGCACAUGAUUUACCACUGCUGCUUCUGGGAUCAGAUGAUGGAGCUGUUCGUGUCUGGCGGAACUACAGCUUGUCCAACCGUGAACUGGUGGCAGCCUUCCAAGCCCUUGGAGACGUUCCGAUGACAGCAAGAGGAUCUGGCAUGGUGCUGGAUUGGGAUCAAGAGACAACAACGCUGAUCACGUCUGGUGAUGUCAAGGUCAUUCGUGUCUGGGAUACCAACCAGGAAAAAAAAGUGCUGGUGAGUUCUUAAGCUUGAGACCUGACUGUGUGCACA
Molecule: messenger RNA, 3571 nt
Organism: Dermacentor silvarum
Lineage: Eukaryota; Metazoa; Arthropoda; Arachnida; Ixodida; Ixodidae
Product: regulatory-associated protein of mTOR-like
Biological process (GO): cellular response to amino acid stimulus; positive regulation of cell growth; regulation of autophagy
Cellular component (GO): cytoplasm; TORC1 complex
Molecular function (GO): protein binding; protein-macromolecule adaptor activity
Source: RefSeq, a predicted model, not a curated record